Trichoplusia ni (cabbage looper) is the source of this 5244-nucleotide messenger RNA. RefSeq names its product complexin (gene cpx). The record is from RefSeq and is a predicted model, not a curated record. Gene Ontology annotation, biological process: regulation of neurotransmitter secretion; neurotransmitter transport; synaptic vesicle exocytosis. Lineage: Eukaryota; Metazoa; Arthropoda; Insecta; Lepidoptera; Noctuidae. Gene Ontology annotation, molecular function: syntaxin binding. Gene Ontology annotation, cellular component: SNARE complex; terminal bouton.
UCAGAUUAGCUGCCGUACAAUACAUAUUUAUAUAAAGUCCACAGCGCCACCUCCUUGCUGCGCUAGGCCCCCCUCGUCUAGCUGGCACAUUGCAAUAAUUUCCUUCGCCACCAAAAAAGUACGUCAUAAAAAGUAACAUUGGUUUAGAAUGAUUGGUGUAAACGAAACGUAACGCGGCGAUGGCGAUGGCGAUGGCGGGGCUAUCGAUCGACGCGGGCAGUCGGCGCCGGGCCUUAGCGCGGGUCGCACGUCUGUGUCGCGCACUACCGCACAACUAACCUCACUGGCCGCUCGCUGUCGACACCUCGCACACAACCUCCGCGACUAUCGUUGUGUACCUGAGCCGGUUUCCUGUUAUACACUUUACUAAGUUGAAGCAGUAAGGCAGACAAGAUGGCGGCCUUCGUAGCUAAGCAGAUGGUUGGCAACAAACUGAGUGCUGUGAAAGUACAAAAUCCCGAAGAAGGAGGAGGUGGUGGAGCAGCAGCAGGCCGAGCCCGACAACCCGCUCAUGAGGAAGAAGAAAACCCCUGAGGAGCUGGCCGCCGAGGCAGAGCUGGAAGACCAGGACGAGUUUACCAAACUGAAGAACACCAUCGAAACGCAAGUGAAUGAACUGAAGUCGCAGAUCGAGAGCAAGUGCGUGAUGCAGUGAGCGGCUCUCGCCGUACUGUACACUAUCUGAAUACAUGAUGUAGCUGAGCUAAGGUCAUUGUUACGACGUUGUUUCACACCCUGUACACAGCCACCACCCCACACAACCCCCGAUUGCGAAACAACAACAAUAAUAACAUUCCGUUCGGACGUAUCAAUCAUUCGCGCUCAAACUUUAUGUAGGAGAGAUUCGAAAAAUAAUUUUUUUCGGAACCUAGUUGGCUAAUGGCGCGUCGGUGCUUGAUAAUGAGCAAUAAUAUUUUUAUACAUUCAUAAAAAAUGUUGGAAGCUGCCCUGGACAAAGCGUGAAGCGCGACUCCGAAUGUACGGUCAAAAAGUCAUGAAAACCGAGCGGCCUCGCGUCGCCAGUGGAACAAUCCGUUUUAUAUGUUGAAGCUUGUGAUAUAUUGUUAUUUAAGUGUAAAGUUGAAAUAAUAUAAAUACAACUAGAUCGAACAUUGUUAUCUAUAUAAAAAUGGAAGAAAAUUAUUAUAAGAAUUCUAGCACGCGUGUAGACUCGACAUUCGACUAUUUAUCGCCUUCUCCUUCUCUAUUUCGCACUUACAUUGAAAUAACAAUGUAUUCGGUCCCGAAUCGACUGGUUUCAUCCAAAUUCCACGCUUUCCACGGCCGCCGGCCCCAACCCGGCCGAACUAUGCGCUCUUCCACUUUUGCCUCCGAAUCUCUAAAUCUUUUGCAUGCGUGCUUAUGCAGUGUUUAUCUGUGUCAACGUAUUUUGUUUAGGUGUACAUACAUGUAAUGACCUAGCCUUAAUAUCCACAUCGAAUAAAAUAGGUAAUUGUUAUGGUGUCGCGGUACUCGCCGCGCUAGUUGUCGUUAUCCAAUUCUUUCUUGCAUGUUUAAUAUAAGAUCAAUUUUCAUUUAGUGUUUAAAGUGUAAAAUAUUGUAGGUGAAGAGUAAUGGAUCGCGUUGUGUUACCGUUUCGCACGAAGCGUUGUUCUCGUCUAACGUUUUAUCGAUGUUUUACGCUUAGGUAUUAAAAUUAAAUAACACAUGGUAAUAACACGUGGUGUGAGCAAAUUAUUCGAGCGAUUACACCGUCUUGGGCAGCGAGGAGGCGACGUGUCGAGGUCAAGGGGCAGCGGGGUCGCUCUCAGUGCUAAUUGUUCGAACAAUGUUGUCCACGUAGUAAUAAACCUGCAAAUGCAAAAGAUUUGUUAUCGUCAAAAGCUGUGAUAUAAGAAUAAAGAAUAAAGUAAAGCGCGCAAGGCGACGACCGCUCGCGCUCUUAGCUCUACCCUGUCUAUCUUCAAUGUUCGUGACGGACGGGUCCCCUCACCUCUACUAGAUCUUACCUGUCCCGAUUACAAUUUCUACAAUCAGCACAUCAUGUAUUUUAUAUUUUUAUUUAGGCUCUUGACACGCGAUGCUUUUUGCCAUUAUCAAUACUUUAGUAAGUUUGGCAAAGUAGAUAUAUUAUAUGUAUAGAUCUCAUGUUGAGAUAGUUCAAGUGGUACAUAUAUUUAUAUACAUAAUCAUCAUAUUCGCUGCACACUGUAAUCCACAUUGUUUAAUCAUAUGACUUACAAGUGUAUGUAGUCACAUUUAGGUUAUAAUUAUUCGUACUUCAGAAUUGGUCAAUGUUCAGCCUUUAUAAAUCGAUACCGAUCCGAGUUGUCCGGCGUUCAAUCGAUAUAUCGAUUACGAACAAAUCGCAUCGCGUGCUAAAUACGAACAUUAUUUUAUAUUAUAUUCCUCUUACACUUAACGUUACGAUGCUUACUUGUUUCCGUUGUGCUGACAUUCUGUCAGUUACACCUACCUUCUCUUCACAUAUAUAAACUAAUCAAUAUACAAACAUGUAAAUAAAAAAGUAAUAAUUUCUGAUUGUUUAUUGAGAUUGCUACUAUUUUUCUGAAGUAUAAGAAUCGACUAUUUUUUCGCACUGUACUGCACACGGUAUUACUGACAUGGCUUGUCUCUCGUCUUGCCUCUGUCGCACGCAUGCUGUACGUAAGCUCUCAUCACGACUAUAUAUUUCACAAUGUAUGUGUGAGUAGCCGUUAGGUUAUAUAUAACAUAGUUGUAUCGCAUGUGCAUGGCAGACGUAGCUAAACGUAUGUAUGCAUUAAAUACUAUACUAGGAGUUAAGUACAUUGGACCUGUCUGGUGACCAACUUCUAUCAAAUCUAAACUUUCUUAUAAAUCCUCUCGUGUGUUAGAAUACUAAUCUAUAAACUUUGACUAUAUCUUCUAUCUAUCGUAGUUUAGUCUGCGUUCUACGUUGUUGACUUCAUGUAGAUCAUAGUUUACAUAAAACGUUAUUUUGGUAUAGAGCGAGCUCGUGGUGUGUAAUUGGGAGUGGGAACUUAUUGUCACUACUUUAAAAUGAACUGAACUGGCCGUCACCCCCAUCCGGCUGAAGGCCCGGUGGCCCAGCAAGAUGGCAGCGCGUUGCUCCGGCCGAUGAUUUUCUACGAUAACUUGUAAGGCUUUUUGCAUGACGUAGUUAACAAGUGUUAAAAGCUCUUGGCGUGUUGGUGUCGUUCUCUCUUUUAUUCAUAUUUUCCAAGUUGUUUGUAAUUAUAACAAUGUUUAGACGCUUCUAGAAGCUGUUGUACGCAUACGAUUAAGCUUUCAAUGUUCGGUGUAUAGUAUAAUAGUGCAACGUUGCUUACAUGUGUGAUUUCCGACGGAAUUUGGGUGAUAUCAAAUGGUUAUUGAAUUUAUUUCUUGCAAUGUGGAAGGAGUUUCUACGUCAGGUUUAUUUAUAUACUUAUGACGUCACGAUUACUGCUGCGACACAUCGAGCUCAUCGCCCAACUUGUUUUAAGAACACCAUUUUUUCCUGACGUAGUGAUAUAUUUCUUUUUAUAAUGAAGUAAAUUAAUAAUGACAAAUACAAGUUAGAAGUGUAGUUUAGACAUAAAAUAUAAUUGUAAAAUCAAAAGUUUUGGAUUCCGUGAAGAAAUGUAGUAUUAAUUUUAAGGAAUUCAAGAUGUUGCGACCAAUUUUUAUAUGUUUUGCCACGUGGGAGACAGUCUGAUGUCACAGUUGGAUGUUUUCAAAUCUUAUGAGUCUCAUACUCAGGGUAAUAUACUAUUUAUUAAUAGUCAUCCGUUUGUAGAAUAAUUGAGAUCGUUUUGGGUACCAGACAUAUGACUUUUUGGCCUACGAUGGCUUUACAAACGUUUCUUCUAAAGCUUGUCUCUGAAAGUACCCUUCCCGACCUGUAUUCUUAAUACUUCACGUUGUUCUUAAAUCCAUAGAGGAGUUAUGAAAUGGUAGACUAAAUAACAUUUUACGACAUUACUUGUUACAUUUAUUAAAUAAAGUAAUAAUGUUACGGUGUGGUGGUGCAUUUGUUCUACGGACACGUUCUGUCCACUAACACAUGUUGCUUUACUACCGUGGGUGAGACGUUAUGAGACUUUUACAGUCUGGUGUCAGCUCACAUCGCAUAAUACUGACAUGUAGAGAGAACCAAAAACACGGACUGGCAUCACAUUAUAUUACAUAGCAUGAACAAUUAGAGAACGACACUGUACCACACGUGCAAGAGCUCUUACACUAACGCCAGUAUUCGUUGAUAUUGUGACACUCGUUGGGAGCUCUCCGACAGCGCAGGUUACUUAAGAGCAGCAGCAGCAGCGCAGGUUACCACAGCCAGCAAUCGAUAUUGCGCUUCCUCUCACUGCGCUGUCCACGAAAUUGUCCCAUGUGAUUCUUAAUAGUUUUAUGAAAAUAUGUUAUAGUAAAACGGGGAGGAAAGUGUGUGUUGCCCGACUAUUCUGCCAAUAUUGUUGUGAUCUCACGACGCACGCAUUCUUCCUAGUCGGGUAUUGUUUAUAUAUUAUAGUUAUUGGCCCACAAAACACGAACUAGUUGGUUAGCUUUUAAUAUUAGUGACAUUAUUAGUGUUAAAAUAAAUUGCAAGUUUACAGAAUGUAAGAAACAUAUGUGAAUAUAUGUGAACGGGGUUCAUAUGUGUGUUGUCUUGUUAUAUUAAAGAGGAAAAGGUUAGUAGUUUAUCCACAAUUAAAUUUAAACUUAGGGAUUAUGAAUGAAUAACAAAAAAGGUUAUUGUUGAAAAUGUUUUUAGGUAAUUAAAAAACGGAUUGAGCUUCUGUGAACACCUUGUUGUUAACAAUAAGUUAGGAUUUUUUGCUGAAUUGUAGUUGAAAUGGCCGAACGGUACAUGUGAGACGUAACUCGGGAUCUUUACUGCGGUCACUUGUUUCGGCCUGUCAUCCUAAACCCUUUCUUGGAGGCAGCUAAGUUUCUUAAAGUAUGAAAUACAGAUCCUGUUCUAAUGUUAAGACAUUGAGUCGGCCGUUUAACUUGCAACUAUCUUUUGGCUGUACACAAACUGCCGUAAUCAACUCUAUUCUUAUAUUGAUAAGGUUAGUUUUCUUUUCACGACUGUAUCACUGUAGGACAUAGAUUCGCUUGUUCGCUGCCACUUUGUUCGCCAUAACUGUUGCGGAGCAUUGUUAAUAUUUAUUUACAAGGUCCCUAUUAGUUAUUGUAUAAAAGUUUAGAGGUAGCCAUUUUCAUAUGUACGUUAAGUUGAAUGUGAAAAUGGUUUAUCUAACAUGUUGUUAAAUAAUAAACUACAUUGUACCACUA